GCGCAGCCAGGUAAUUCUUUUGUUCCAACAUUUUUCGACUAACAAAGUCCCGCAGCUACGCGGAAAUCAGGUUGGAGUGGCCGCCACUGUUUUGACGUCCAGUAUCGUCGCCGACCGAGAGAGCGAUAACGACAAGUACCCACCACACGACGUGAUUCCCUCCUGCAGGCGAAGCUUUCGCUUCACCGCACCUCCGCCAUGGAGGUUUCCAGCAGCCACACCAACGGCUAUUCGAAAACACCAAACGGAAAGAUGAACGGCCAUUCUAUUGGCGUCAAGAGGAACGCGCCGCGUCAGGGCCCCAGCCUGGUCGGUCGCCUGUUUAGCAUCAUUGCCAGGAUCGCAACCUGGUGGACCAUCAUCACAGUUCUUUUCCGAUGCCCUUCAACGUUAGAAGACUGCGACGAGUCAUCGCCUCUCGCGUGCCGCACCUACUUCCAAGCAAAGAAUGUCCUGGCACCUCACGUCGAGCCAUACUACGAAACAUACGCUGCGCCCUACGUGGAGCUGGCCCAGCCAUACUACAACAUUGCCAACGAGCGCGUCUUGACACCAGUCAAGGGCUAUGCCACCAAGUACGGUGCGCCUACUCUGCGCCAGGCCCAAGCAUAUGGCCAAGCUCAAUGGUCCCAGAACGUUUCCCCCCAACUUGCUGUUUAUCAGAAGGCCGCCACUGAUAAGUAUGACGAGACGGUGGCUCCUCACGUCGCCAAGCUGUCCGAAGCAGCAACUCCUUACUAUGAUAUUGCUCGAACCAGCGCUCUCCAGACCUAUCAUGAGUUUCUGCUUCCUGCAUACAUCCUCGCGCAACCCUACGCCGUCCAGGGUUACGAUGCAGCCGCUCAAUUUACCACCGACACGAUCAUCCCUUCUGCGAACUGGGCAUGGAACAAGACAUUUGUCUUCCUUGAUACGACUGUCUGGCCUCAAGUACGUGUUUUGUACGUCAAAAACGUCGAGCCGCAGCUUGCAAGGAUUGGACAGCGCCUCGGGCGUUACAAGGACAAGUCAAAGGCUGCCGUUGAAAGCGUGCAGGAAGGCAUCAGUUCCGAAGCCUCCUCUUUCGUCAAGCCUGCGUCCUCUGCGGUAUCCUCGGCCACGUCCAGCGUUUCGUCGAGCAUUGCUUCCGCAUCCAAAAUCGAGAGUGCCACCCAUAUCCCGGUCGCUGUCAAUGUAGCCAAGCAUGACGCCAGCGAGCAAGUUGUUGCGCCGCCCGCCGACGUCAACGAGUCUGAUCUCCGCAAGACAACCCGUGAAACCGUUGCUGAGGACCUCGAAAGCUGGCAGACCAAGUUCGCCAAGGCAGCUGACGAGGGUGCCAGCGAAAUCGAAGACCGUAUCGAGGAGAUAUCUCAGCGCAUGGUCAAGGAGAACGUCGACGACAUCGGCGCCAGCCUCCUAAAGGGUCUCCAGGCCACGUCCAAGGCUGAGGUUGAGGCUCUGCAGAACGACAUCAUGGUGAUUGUCAAGAACGCGGGCGAUGACCGUGCGGCUGGUGAGCAGGAUCUGAACGCUGCCGUUCGACGUGCUGGUCUAGCCGUCAAAGAGAAGGCCCAAGAGAUCCGUGCUUGGAAGGAGAGCUUCGAGCUCGAUAUGGAGGCGGCUAUCACCGACGCCGCUGAGUCCCACUUCAAGAUCCUGGACAGCAUCCGCGAUUUGGCCCUGCAGCGCAUUGGCAUGAAAUGGGCUUGGAUGGAUGGCGUGACCUACAAGGACUGGGCCAAGUUCCACGAACUCAAGUACCGUUUUGACGAGUGGACCAACGACCUCAAGAAGCUUAUCAUUACCCAUCCGGCACUUGAGGAUGCUCGUGAAGCUUCUGGCAAGAUUGAGGACUCCGGUAUGGCAGCUGCGCAAUCAGCGGCACAGGAACUUGUCAGGCUCAAGCAGGUCGGCCUUUGGAAGAUUGUCGCUGGUGAUUCAUCCGACAACUUCGACAGCGAUGCCAUGCGCUCCGCUUCCGAGGCUGCGGAAGAGGCUAAGGCCAAGGGCGCUGCCUUUGCUGCCGCGCAAGCUGCCGCUGCUUCUCGUGCUGCAGAAGAGUCUCGAGCUGCGGAGGCCGAGGCUGAGGCAUCUCGCGCUGCAGAGGAAUCCAAGGCUGCUCAAGCUAUCACCGAUGCCAGCUCCGCCCCUGAAGCCGAUCCUCUCGAAGAAGCUGCUCACAUCAUCGAGGACGAGUCUCCCGCCACUGAUCUUCCCAUUGACGGCUCGUCCGCACCCCAGGAAGACCCGCUUGAAGCUGCUGCCAAUGUCCUCGAGGAUGAGUCGCCCGCCGACAAUCUCCUUGAGGAACAAUCUAUUCUCUCACAGGUCAGCAGUGCGACCGAUGCUGCCUCCAGCGUUGUCGAGAGCGUGGUCUCUCAAGCUUCUGACGCGGCCAGCAGCGUUAUCAGCGAUGGCUCUACCAUCAUUGCAGGUAGCGCCUCUGCCCACGACGACCUGGCCUCAACAGUGAUUGAGGGGGAUGAUCAAACCUUCGUCGUCAAUAACACGGGCUCAUCGCCUGCCGAAGAUGACGCCCAGAAGCCUGUGACUCCCGAGGAAAAGGCUGAGGAGCAUCUUGAGGAGCAGCUCGAGGAAGAAAUCAUCCCCGAAUCUGUGGAGGACCAGCCCGUCUCUGCUGAGACAGAGACAGUCAAACCUGCUUUCCUUGGAGUUGCCGCUCAGUCGGUCGCCAACCGCAAAGGACCUAUCCUCGACGAUGACGAGAGCACUGUUGAGAGUCUUUCCGGAAAGGCACAGGAGGCCUACUCCCACGCUGUUGCUCAAGCAUCUGAGAAAUACUCGCUCGCCAUGUCAGCUGUGUCUGCUCAGCUCUACGGCACUCCGGAGCCGGAGCCCGUGCAAGAGAAGAUGUUCGCCUCCGUCUCUGGUGCCUACGCCGGAGCUAUGGAUGCAGCCAACUCCCGUCUCAGCGAAGCUCUGGAAGCUGCGUCGAGGCGUGUCUAUGGCACCCCCACUGCUGCCGCCUCUCCCUCGUACGAUUGGGCCUCGGUCGAGUCAUUGGCGUCUCAACGCUUGCAGGAGGGCCGUGCCUGGGCUGAGGAACAGUACGAGUCUGCCAAGAUUGCCCUGGGCCUCGCCACGGCCACACCGACUGCCUCAACCGAAAAGCUCCUGGACCAGGCCAAAUACAACUAUUACGCUGGUCUGGGUGCUGCUCACGCCCGCUACUCGGAGUUCCUCUCUGCGGCGUCCGCUGCCAUGAGCUCUCUCACCGCCACAGCCACCCCCACCAACCUAGCCGGAACCGCGUCGUCUGUUGCAUCUGUUGCUACCGCUUCUGCCAAUGCGGUUGCAUCCGGUGCUCAAGAGGACGGCCUGUCCGUCGCAUCUUACGUCAGCGAAGGGUUCGAGGCCGCUGUCUCGAUCGUCGGAGACACUGUCAAUGCGGCAGCCCAGGAAGUCCUUGAUGCUGCCGAAGCCGUUGAGCGAGGUGUCGUCGAUACUUGGGAGAAUGUCGUCCAUCAUUUGAGCGUUCAGGUGUAUGGCGCGCCUACUCCCACGGCUUGGUACGGCAACGCGUACUCCGACGUUGAGAAGUACGCCGCACAAGCCUCGGAGCAAGCUGCCAAGCAAUACGAGGUCGUUCAGAACAUUGUGCAGGAGCUCAUCAAGGGCAAAGAGCCAUCGUACUCCGAAAGCAUUCUUGCGCGUCUCCAAGCCGCCUACGCUACGGGCGCCGCAUCUGCUGCCUCUUACCUGAACGAGGCCACCGCUGCCGCUGGCGACUCGGUCAAUGCGGCCAAGGAGAAAGUUAAUGCCGCUGCCGACGCUGUGAAAGACGGCGUCCGACGUGACGAGCUGUAA
Molecule: messenger RNA, 3810 nt
Organism: Verticillium dahliae VdLs.17
Lineage: Eukaryota; Fungi; Ascomycota; Sordariomycetes; Glomerellales; Plectosphaerellaceae
Exons: 3
Coding region: 199-3810 (1203 amino acids)
Biological process (GO): protein transport
Source: RefSeq, a predicted model, not a curated record